Molecule: messenger RNA, 790 nt
Organism: Mytilus trossulus (common blue mussel)
Lineage: Eukaryota; Metazoa; Mollusca; Bivalvia; Mytilida; Mytilidae
Product: glutathione S-transferase-like
Exons: 5
Coding region: 119-733 (204 amino acids)
Biological process (GO): glutathione metabolic process
Molecular function (GO): glutathione transferase activity
Source: RefSeq, a predicted model, not a curated record
UUAUCACUACACACAAGUCCGUUAUCAUUAACCUACAAAGGUAUCAUAUAGGACACUCUCAGAUAAUAGUACUCGUAGAUUUUUCUCAUUCACAAUUUAAAACUACUAACUGAACAAAAUGCCGAGUUACAAAUUGUAUUAUUUCCCUGCUCGUGGUAGGGCUGAGCUAAUUCGAUUGCUGUUAGCAGCAGCAGGGCAGGAUUAUGAUGAUAUAAAGAUUACAUUUGAAGAAUGGCCAAAGAAGAAAGCAACUUUUCAAACUGGACAAUUGCCAACUUUUGAUGUUGAUGGUCAACUUUUAUGUCAGAGUUUGGCGAUUGCAAGAUACGUGGCCAGAGAGUAUGGAUAUGCAGGAAAAAACAACAUGGAGCAAGCAUUGGUUGACCAGGUGGUUGAUACAGCGAACGAUUACUUAGGAGAAUACUUCAAGUGUUAUUUUGCACCGGAAGACACAAAAAAGGAGAUGCUUGAAAAAUAUUUGAAAGAAUCUACACCUAAAACAUUGACAUGUCUCAAUAAAUGGCUCGAACAAAAUAAUGGUGGAGAUGCCUUCUUCGUUGGUUCGUCGAUGACCAUGGCAGACCUGUGUGUAUAUGAAGUUUUAACAAAUGCAGUUCAAAAAGACUCAAAAAUAAUGGACGGAUUUCCAAAACUUGUUGAACAUAGAAAAAGAGUAGCAUCUUUGCCAAAAAUUAAGGAGUAUCUCGACAAACGUCCGGUAUUAGAUGUCUAAUGUAAUAACAUUGUGUAAUGUUUUGAAUUCUUACAAUAAAACUGACAGGAAACCGAA